AACCGUCUCUCACUCGACUUGAGGACAGAUGUGACUCGAAGUACGGCGGGUGGCGGUGUACCUCAAACAAAACUUUUCCAGUCUAUACCAAAAUAACUAAAUCAUAUUUAAGACCCGAAAGAGGACGAAGUAAGCUUACCAGAACUGGACAUCUGCGCGGGGAUUUCCAUCUUUUUUUUUAGUUUUAGUAUUUUGGGGUUUUAUUUUGUUUCACUUUUCGAGGAGAGGCAAGAAGGAUUGUCAAUACAAGAUCUGCACACACAAGACAUACACCAUGAAAGUACAGAGCGGACUUUGCAUCUGCGCGUUGGCCAUUGUGACGUUAUCGAUCGUAGCGGAAGCGACCUAUGACCUCCAGAGAUUACUAGGCCUUGACGCGGAAGACCAGUAUUUUAAACGAGACGGCACAGACCUGGACCAAGAAUUCGACGGAGAGUGGGAGGAUCUCCCUUUCAAAAGAGGGGUCGGCACCCAAAAGUUCAUUGCUUGUUUUCACCCUGGCCUACGGACGAAAUGUUUUUGCGAUAGAACGAAACCAAAAUACAGCAAGCACUAUUUCUAUUACUGUAGAGGUACCAGACGCCAUGGGAUGCUUCGUCCUGUCUGAGUAAAGUCUUUGAUUUCCUCGUCUUUGAUUUUUUCGAUCAUCAUUUUUGCAGCUUCUUGCUUUGCUACUUAAGAUAUUCCAUGGAUUGUGUAUGGCGGAUAUUCCACCAAACAAAGGGUGUGAUGAGUUCCGUGAAUCAUUAACAUUUCUGUUUCCUGAUGGGUCUAUGAUUAUUUCGGAAAUUUUUUUUUGUUUUGGUACUUUGCCAUCAGAAAUUACUUAGCAACCAUAUUCUUCACGCAUCAAACGCUAACAUAGUCAUGUUUUGCACAUAGACAAGUAUUGUUACACUAUUGUGCUUGAGGACAUGAUAAUUAUCGUGUCAAAUCAUAACGACUUCUUGGCUUUAUGAGUCGAUAUGGUCGUGCAAUUAUAUUUUAGCUCACCGGGUCGCCACCCAAAGCUCACAUGUUAGCAUGGUGACCUGAAGAUACGCCUAUACAUCGCAAAAGCUGCGGUGUUAAUUUAACACCAGUCCGGAAUUUAUAUUUGACCACUCAAGAGAAGUGUUGAAACAACACCGGUUUGAAAUUAAAUCUAAAAAUUUUAAUACUAAUUGGUGCUGUACAAACGCAUAUCUGGAAUUAGUCCAAAACCAAAGCGGUGUUGUUUUAACACUUCUCUGAUGUGGUCAUAUAUUGAUUCCGGACUAGUGUAACAUUAACACCGCAAUUUUUGCAGUGCACACUCUGAUACGCCAUCAUUACAUGUUUGCCCUUUAGUGCUAAACUUUGGAGGAUACCUUUAUAUGGCCAUCUCGGUCUUCUAAGCAAAUAAUCAUAAGUCGAUAUGGCAGAUUAGAUACCUCGAUUUCUCUUAAAGCAUAAUUGAACUUUAAAGUUUCCAUAUUAUUGCAUUAAAACAACAUUUAAAAUAUUAUUCUAUCA
This is a messenger RNA of Lytechinus variegatus (green sea urchin), 1494 nucleotides long. RefSeq lists its product as uncharacterized. The record is from RefSeq and is a predicted model, not a curated record. NCBI's taxonomy places the organism in Eukaryota, Metazoa, Echinodermata, Echinoidea, Temnopleuroida, Toxopneustidae. The coding region runs from base 275 to 607 and encodes 110 amino acids. The transcript has 4 exons.